Molecule: messenger RNA, 576 nt
Organism: Staurois parvus
Lineage: Eukaryota; Metazoa; Chordata; Amphibia; Anura; Ranidae
Source: the annotation of a GenBank genome assembly
GCAUCGGGCCCCCAGGCGGGGCGACAGGCAUUGGGCCCCCAGGCGGGGCGACAGGCAUUGGGCCCCCAGGGGGGCGACAGGCAUCGGGCCCCCAGGCGGGGCAGGCGGGCGCCGGACCCCCAGGCGGAACUACAGGUCUCGGGCCCUCAGGCGGAGCGGUGGGGCGCCGGACCCCCGGGUGGAGCGACAGGUCUCGGGCCCUCAGGCGGAGCGGCGGGCGCCGGACCCCCAGGUGGAGCGACAGGUCUCGGGCCCUCAGGCGGAGCGGCGGGCGCCGGACCCCCAGGUGGAGCGACAGGUCUCGGGCCCUCAGGCGGAGCGGCGGGCGCCGGACCCCCAGGUGGAGCGACAGGUCUCGGGCCCUCAGGCGGAGCGGCGGGUGCCGGACCCCCAGGUGGAGCGACAGGUCUCGGGCCCUCAGGCGGAGCGGCGGGCGCCGGACCCCCAGGUGGAGCGACAGGUCUCGGGCCCUCAGGCGGAGCGGCGGGCGCCGGACCCCCAGGCGGUGCGACAGGUCUCGGGCCCUCAGGUCGACAGGUCGGGCCCCCAGGCGGGACGGCGGGCGCCGGACCCCCA